Molecule: messenger RNA, 864 nt
Organism: Oncorhynchus keta (chum salmon)
Lineage: Eukaryota; Metazoa; Chordata; Actinopteri; Salmoniformes; Salmonidae
Product: ADP-ribosylation factor-like protein 15
Exons: 4
Coding region: 149-838 (229 amino acids)
Molecular function (GO): GTP binding; GTPase activity
Source: RefSeq, a predicted model, not a curated record
CCUCCUCUCUCGUCCCCCUGCUCCUCCUCUCUUACCUCCUGCUCCUCCUCUUCCUCCUGUUUCUCUUCCCUCUUCUCCUCCGGUUUUCAGUUGAAGUUCAAGGAAGAUAUUAGAUGUGUAAACGAUUGGCUGGUUCAGGUUCCAUACUAUGCUGUGCGACAGGUCUCUCCUGUUGACUUGGAAGUGUGCCGAGGAUCGUCUCCCUACGCUGUUCACUCCGUCGUCCCUCCUUCCUGCCUGGCCUCAUUCAGUAACCUCUCUACCAGCUUGGCUUGUUGUGUUGUCGGGGGUAACGCUGUUGCCGGGGACGAUGUCUGAGCACAUGCAGCUGUCCUUAGCUCUGUGUAGGAUCGGCUUCUAUACGUGUUUCCGGGCACUGUGCUGUAAAGGACAUCCCCCGUCCAGACCAGAGUAUGAUGUGGUGUGUAUCGGACUGACCGGGGCCGGCAAGAGCAGCCUACUGGCGUGGCUGUGUAACGAGGGGAGCCACGGCAUCGGUCCGACCACAGGCUUCAGCAUCAAAGCAGUACCGUUCCCAAACGCCAUCUUGAAUGUAAAGGAACUCGGAGGAGCGGAGAACAUUAAGAAGUACUGGUCUCGGUACUACCAGGGUUCUCAGGGUGUGGUAUUCGUAUUGGACAGCGCUUCUUCAGACGAGGAGUUGGAGUCGGCCCGCAACGAGCUCCACUCUGCCCUGCAGCACCCCCAGCUCUGCACCCUACCCUUCCUCAUACUGGCCAACCACCAGGACAAACCUGCUGCCCGCCCACCCAACCAGGUAGACGAUUGGACUAUUUGUCCAAUGUACACAAACAUCCAAUGUAAGUGUGGAUCAUGAUUUAACCCUUAGGAAAGACACACAGA